This is a messenger RNA of Aphis gossypii (cotton aphid), 953 nucleotides long. RefSeq lists its product as uncharacterized. Bases 1 to 741 code for a protein of 246 amino acids. Lineage: Eukaryota; Metazoa; Arthropoda; Insecta; Hemiptera; Aphididae. The transcript is spliced from 4 exons. The record is from RefSeq and is a predicted model, not a curated record.
AUGCAGCACAGGAAAUAUCCAGCAGAAGGAAUCAAGAAAAAUAGCAAUGAUAUAGAGGUUCUUAUAAUGAAUACAACUAAACUAGAAAAAUACUUAAUUAUACAAAUUUCUUUAGACAAUAUUCCAAUGAUUACUAUUGCGGACUUGAAAGAAAUAAUCAAUGAUUCAACAAAUACACCAGCUAGAAUAAAUAAAAUUGAAAAAUUAAAACUAAAAAUAAACACUAUUGUCGAAAACGGAUGUUGGGAAGCUGAUGACAUCUUUUUAGAACACAAUUAUUCAGACUCCACUGUUUUUGAUUGUUUAGUGUAUUAUCUUGCUGGGUAUAUAUCAAAACGUUUAGUAGCCCAGAGUAAAUGUGAAUUAUGUAAAACACAUUUAAAGAAUUUAAAUACCUCUCAAACUGGGCCUGAAGCUGAUCUCGUUAAUAUAAAAAAUAGAGGCUACCUGACACAUCCAAACAAUAACAUUUUUAAAAUAUUCAAAUUAUUAGAGUUAUCAUUUGCUAAAUUUGCUAAUACUCCUAAUGUUUUUGAAGAUGCUUUUGAACAUUUUUUAAGUCAAAAUGUAACUUUCGAUUUUCCAUGCACUGAACAUCGAACAGAUAUAUUAAUGGAUAUGUAUUCAUAUUACCUGAUCAUGAGAAUGCGUCAACACAGCUAUCAACAGAACCAAAAUAACAAAAAAAUUAAUAAAACAAAAAAAAAAAACUAUCAAAAUUGCUUAGAAGUUAAUAAAUAGUAUUAUAUAACACUGUUAUGUACUUACUUUUUUUUAUUUUAGGUGGGUAUUCUUAAUAUAAAAUAUGCUAAUAUGUAAAUAUUUUUUAAGCAUUUUAUUAUUUAUAUUAAUUUCUUUAUAAAGUAGUAUAUUAUUUAUUAAGUUCAUUUUAGUUUAUUCAAUACCUAUCUAGAAUUGAAUGAUCCUAGACCCUAGUUCCAACCACGGCUAUA